GGCCGGAGGGCCGUCCCUGCUCCCCCGUCUCUGCUCAUUCAUGCUGGGCGCUCAGCACUAGCAGCUCCGAGCAGCGGCCGUCGAGCCACAUCUCCGUCAAAGCACAGACCCGCUUCCUCGCGCAGAUAGAAAGCGUCGUGACUGCACACUAGUAGCCACCAUGGCAGAAGCUCACCAGGCGGUGGCCUUUCAGUUCACAGUCGGCCCUGAUGGCAUCGACCUACAUUUAUGCCACGAGGCUCUCCGCCAGGUCUACCUCUCUGGCCUUCACUCCUGGAAGAAGAGGUUCAUUCGCUUUAAGAAUGGCGUAAUGACUGGUGUGUACCCUGGUAGUCCAGGUGGGUUCAUGAUAGUGGUCGUGUCCUACAUGUCAUACAACAAAUAUAGACAGCUGGAUCCAUCCCUGGGGUUGGUUGCCAAGCUGGGAGAAUACAUACCCAUCAGCCAACACAUGACCACAGACAGCCAGAGGAUAGUUGGAGGAGUUGUAGUGGGCACAGGCCUGUGGGUUACCAUAAUAAUGAUUAUGAGGAAUGUCCUGAAGAGCCUCCUGUCGUGGCACGGCUGGAUGCAGGCACGCCACGGCACUGUGCCCUUGUCUACUCGGCUGUGGAUGCUGCUGGUGAAGAUAUUCUCUGGCAGGAAGCCAAUGCUCUACAGUUUCCAAAGCUCCCUGCCACGUCUACCCGUCCCCUCCGUCAAGGACACCUGCAGAAGGUACCUGGAGUCAGUGCGUCCCCUGAUGGAUGAUGAGCAGUUUGACAGGAUGUCCGGGUUGGCUAAAGACUUUGAGAAGAAUCUGGGACCCAGACUGCAGUGGUAUCUUAAACUUAAGGCAUGGUGGGCGUCUAACUAUGUUAGUGACUGGUGGGAAGAGUACAUUUACCUGAGAGGCCGCGGACCCAUCAUGGUCAACAGCAACUAUUACGCCAUGGACUUUCUGUAUGUGUUCCCCACAUCCGUCCAGGCUGCCCGGGCGGGUAAUGCCAUCCACGCCAUCAUGAGCUACAGACGAAAACUGGACAGAGCUCAGAUCAAACCAAUAUACUUGCUGGCGAACAAGGUUCCUCUGUGUUCUGCUCAGUGGGAGCGAAUGUUUAACACCUCCCGCAUUCCUGGUGUGGAGACAGAUACAAUUCAGCACGUGAAUGAGAGCAAGCACAUUGCUGUGUACCAUAAGGGACGUUUCUUCAAGGUGUGGAUGUUUUAUGAUGGGAGGUUACUGUUGCCAAGGGAGAUCGAGCAGCAGAUGGAGAGGAUCCUGGCAGACAAGUCAGAGCCUUUGCCAGGAGAGGAGACGCUAGCAGCACUUACUGCUGGGGAAAGGACUCCCUGGGCCAAGUGUCGUGACACAUAUUUCAGCCGUGGUAGGAACAAGCAGGCUCUGGAUGCCGUCGAGAAGGCAGCUUUCUUUGUAACCCUUGAUGACACUGAGCAGCGUUACGAUGUCAACAACAAAGUCAAAUCUCUGGACAGUUAUGCCAAGUCCCUGCUCCACGGAAAGUGCUACGACAGGUGGUUUGAUAAGUCCUUUAAUCUGAUAGUUUUCAAGAAUGGCACCAUGGGACUGAACGCAGAGCACGCCUGGGCUGAUGCUCCAAUCAUUGGCCACUUGUGGGAGCAUGUUCUUUCCACGGACCCUAUUAAACUGGGAUAUACAGAAGACGGUCACUGCCAUGGGGAGCCCCAUCCCAACCUGCCUGGUCCUCAGAGGAUGCAGUGGGACAUCCCUGCUGAGUGCCAGGAGGUUAUCCAGCACUCACUGACAGUUGCCAGGAGACUGGCUGAUGAUGUGGACUGUCACAUUAUCCCAUUCCACGAGUUUGGAAAGGGGAGGAUUAAGAAGUGCCGCACCAGUCCUGAUGCCUUCAUCCAGAUGGCCCUACAGCUGGCCCAUUACAGGGACAAAGCAAAGUUCUGCCUGACGUACGAAGCAUCCAUGACCCGCUUGUUCCGCGAAGGUCGCACAGAAACAGUGCGUUCUUGCACCAUGGAGACGUGCAAUUUUGUCCGUGCCAUGAUAAGAGACGAGACUAGAGAGGAAUGCCUAAGGUUGCUCAAAGCUGCUGCAGAGAAACAUCAGAGCAUGUACCGCUUGGCAAUGGUAGGGGAGGGCAUCGAUCGCCACCUUUUCUGUCUCUACGUUGUUUCCAAAUACUUGGGAGAAGACUCAGCAUUCCUUAAGGAGGUCCUGUCUGACCCGUGGAGGCUUUCCACCAGCCAGACUCCUUUGCAGCAGGUCGAACUGUUUGAUCUCGUCAGAUACCCAGAAUAUGUGUCGUCAGGAGGUGGAUUUGGUCCUGUGGCUGAUGAUGGUUAUGGUGUCUCCUACAUCAUUGUCGGCGAAGACCUCAUCAACUUUCACAUCUCCAGCAAACACUCGAGUCCAGAAACUGACUCUCACCGUUUUGGUGGCAAUAUCAAACGGGCCAUGUUGGACAUGCUUGACCUCUUCCAGCUUGACAACAAAGUCACCAAGUGAUGGCCACCACGUAUCUCCUCAUUUGUGGAAUGAACACAAAAAACUGUUUGGGCAAAAUUUAUAUUCUUUCUGAGGCGUGUAUGGAUUCAGUUAUUGGAUUUGGGGUUAUUUUAAUUUAAUUAAUCUUAGAGAAAUAAGGAUUAUUAAAGAUAGUUGGACAAAUUAAAUAAUAUGUUUUUGAACAUAUUAUACAUGCUGUAUGUUUAGGAAAAUUGAGCCUUUGGUAAAGAUUGUACACAUAAAAGUAUUUAUUUACAGAACUGUACUUACUGGUGCCUUAGUGACCCAUUAAUGUUCAAAAAAGGGCAGAAAGGGAGGAGACAAAUCGAAUCUGAGAUUGAGCCUAUAUUAAGUCAGUGACUGACAGUUUAAGUUAAAGAUUUGCUCAGUAGCAUUAGCCAAGUUGCAAUUAUGUUUUAAGUUGAGAGGGUGCAAUAUUUUUACCGGUUGCUAUUCCUAUACUCACCAAAGCAUCAACCUCGACAUUAUAUAUCAACCCAUUUUCAGAUGCUAGAUGCACUACAAUUUGAAAUGACUCAAAUUAAGAGACUGUUCUGUAGGGCUGAACAGCUGUAACCCUGAUGGAGUAGAAAUGAUUGAUCUGUAAUAAUAGCAAGAAUUAUACUCAGCUUUGAAGUAAAAGGUGACCCAGCACAGCAUUGCAACCUAUAGGACAGAGAGUUGGUCCCACCGUCUCAUUUCCAUUGCCUUUUGGACUCAAGUGUACAGUCAGUGUUUUUGUUCAGUUUCAGCUGCUGCGUUUUGACUUUGUAGAGAUGAAGGCAGAUGACAUUUGUGUGCCUGUGUGUCAUUUUCACGAAUAGCUUUUGCUAACUUGGCUUGUUAUCCUUAGGUGCAGCGUAUAGCAUUAAAAAAUAGUGCUUAUUCUGGGAUGCUGUUGUAGACAUUGAAAUGCAGUGCAAUAAGCUGGGAGGUAGUAUAGCAUGGCAUUUGGUGGGUUUUUUGUUUGUUCUUUAACACAGUGUGGUCAUCUGUAACUUUUUUCUCAUCAAAAAAUACCCUAUGUUUUGCACUCCAUGAUUUCCCUUACGUUCAAAGUUACCAGUACUUAACCACUUCUGUUACACCAACGAGGAUGGUAAACGUUUCUUAGCACUGUGUCAGGUGGUCAAUUACAAUAGAGGUUUGCAGCUCUUGUUGCCUUGUUGAGAUGAUGUGUAAGGACUUAUCUCUCCAUGACUGAAGGAAAUCCUAGUUUUUCUUGCAAUGACUUUGACAAAAGGUGAAUACAGUUGGAAUUGUCAUGUAUAUGGAUGCUUUUUUUAUGUAUAUGUUGUCAAUUCACCGCAUAUAAACUUUCCCAUGUUUUAACUUUAAUUCACACACAUCCAUAUUUAUGGGCUGAAUGUGGCAAACUACAAGUACUAAGUUUUUUUUUUUUUUUUUACUUAAGAAGUAAAACAGAUUAGCUUUUCUUUUUUUGUUGUUGGACAAAACUUAUUUGCCAUUAGACUUUGCCAGUAUGUUCAUGUUUGGCAUUUUAUUUCAGCAGACGUCAUGUUUACAGUGCUGCAUGUAUCUUGAAGAUGAAGCUGUAUAUGUUUGCCUUUUAAUUUAAAGAUAUGUAAAAAAAAAAAAAAAAGACAAGCAGCUGAUAUACCAAACAAAAAUUUUAACAAUAAAGUGAAUGUCAGACAGCG
Molecule: messenger RNA, 4143 nt
Organism: Cololabis saira (Pacific saury)
Lineage: Eukaryota; Metazoa; Chordata; Actinopteri; Beloniformes; Belonidae
Gene: cpt1ab
Product: carnitine palmitoyltransferase 1Ab (liver)
Exons: 19
Coding region: 161-2482 (773 amino acids)
Biological process (GO): carnitine metabolic process; fatty acid metabolic process
Cellular component (GO): mitochondrion
Molecular function (GO): carnitine O-palmitoyltransferase activity
Source: RefSeq, a predicted model, not a curated record